AUGAACCAGUUAAUGAAUAAUGAACUAAGAAUUAAUAUUGAUAUUAUUAGAAAACAUUACCUGGAAAAUAUUCCUCAUGAUUCUAGAUUCUUUUCGUUAAUAGUAUCUCCUUUUAAAGUUAUCAAGUUUAAAAACGUUCUUGGUUCGGUAGCUUAUCAGAAUGAACUGAAGGAUGCUCUUGAAAAUUUAGAUUACAGUAGAAAGGAUAAUGAUUUAUAUAGUAUUUGGCAAACUAAUGAUUUAAAUAAUUGCAGCUCGGAUAUAGUAAAGAAAUUCAUUGAAAUACUUGCCAAGGAAAUCACUCCAUUUUUAAGCAACAUCUUCAAUGUUGAAUUAAAUGAUAGAAUAAGUAUUACUGCAUCUUUGUAUAAAAAUGGAGAUCAUUUAUUAUGUCAUGAUGACAAAUGUGAAGAUAGAUGUAUUGCAUUUGUUUAUUAUUUAACAGAGGCUCAUGGUUGUGGAGGAUCAUUUGAUAUGUUUGAUCAUGAUGAAUCAUACCAACCUACUGAGAUAAAACAUUCAUUACUGCCUGAAGUUGGUUCAUUGGUUUGCUUUGAAGUUGGGAACUUAACUUAUCAUCAGGUCUCUGAAAUAACCAGUGAAUCAUUUAAUAGGUUGAGUAUAAAUGGUUGGUUCCAUAGCAGCAGGCAGCCAUCUGUUGUGAAUUAUGUAGAGCCCUUACCUCGAUUGCGAAAACAAAUUUCAUUAGAGGGUCUGGUUUUAUUGGACAAAUAUAUUAACCUUUUAUAUUGCACACCAAGUACUCUCAUUGAAAUGAGGGAACAAUUUGAAGAGGAAAGCUUUAUUUUGUUAAAGAGGAUGUUUGUGGAACAGUUCUUCAAUUUGUGUUGCCAAGAGAUUAAAAAGAAAACGAUUAGCUGGAAAAGAAAAGGUCCAGCUAAUAGAAGAAACUAUGAAGUGGCCAAUUUAAAAUACUUACCUAAUUCACUCAGAACUCUCAUCAGGUUUUUAAUGUCAUCACUCUUCACUGCCUAUCUGAGAAAUUUGACUGGAUUAUCCUUAAAACCGUGUACAGGUGGUAAUUCUGGUAGUGAGUUUUCUCUAGAAUUGAUCAGAUGGACUCCUGGUUGUUAUACUAUGGCAACUGAUAAUGAUGCAUUUUUCAAGAAAUCAGGAUUAGACUUUUACUUAUAUUUUGGCACGAAAGCUGCACUUACCAAUCCUGAAAAUACGAGUGGAUAUGUUACUUACCUAGCUACAGAUGAUGAUGACUCAUUUGAUAAAGAGCUUGAAAUGCAACAUAUUUACCGCAGGAAUAAAUUUGAGGCUUACCCGAAAUCUUUUAAACAUUGAUGGGAUGGGGACUGAUAAGAUUCCAAAUAAACUAAUUAAUGAGCACCUACAUGGAACACGGGGGAGAGGUUGCCCAAAGCUUCGAUGGUUGGAUGGUGUUGAAGAUGAAUCAAGGACUCUGCUCGGAGUACGGAAUUGGAGAGCAGCUGCACUGAAUCGAUUAAACUGGCAGAAGCUGCUUGAGGAGACCAGGAGUCAGUAA
Molecule: messenger RNA, 1516 nt
Organism: Nezara viridula (southern green stink bug)
Lineage: Eukaryota; Metazoa; Arthropoda; Insecta; Hemiptera; Pentatomidae
Source: the annotation of a GenBank genome assembly